This is a messenger RNA of Paramisgurnus dabryanus, 945 nucleotides long. RefSeq lists its product as uncharacterized. The record is from RefSeq and is a predicted model, not a curated record. NCBI's taxonomy places the organism in Eukaryota, Metazoa, Chordata, Actinopteri, Cypriniformes, Cobitidae.
AUGAUAUAGCUUAAAUAUUUUAUAAAAGAAAACACUGAAAAUAUUCCUGCCAAUCAGCAGGUUUGCAUUGCUAUAGAUGUUGCUUUAGAUGGUUUGGCAUCUUUGAAAAGUGAAGAAACCCCACAAGUUUCCACUGAUGGUAAUCACUGAGCACUUCCGUGGUUGUGCUUUAAGGGAGGUUUGAUUUGCACUUGAUAAGAAAAAAUAUAUUUAAGAUCAGUGUAACAAGAGAUUUAAAAAGUGUCAAAAAAAAUAUGAGUGAUUGCAAAAUCAUGUGGAUUAUACAACCUGUCCUCAUUAUUAGCAUUUUACACAUGCUGGAAGGUUCAACAAAGACUGCAGAGACUGCAUCCCCGGACAUUUGUACUGUUCUUAAUCCUUUGGUGUAUGGAUUCAUCUGUUUCCUAGCUUCAAUUGUUUUUAUACUUCUAAUGAUUCUGUUUAAAGUGACUCAAAGGCAUGGCAUGAGAGUCGAUAUCCACGACGAGAAGAGAGAACCAACCCCUGUGUUUCAGAAUGAUGCGAUUAUAAACAUUCACACUCCUCCAGUCAAUGGUGCAGAUGAUUCCUCCUCAACCAGUUCUGAAAGUCCUGAGGGCUCGCUGUCAGAGAUUUCCAGUGGCCGUCAACGGUAUGUGAGUGCCCAGGAACGUCGUAAGGAUUCCGAUUACAUAAAUAUUUCAGAGGGUGUGACCUCCGGACAAAUGGACUUGAAGAAUCCAAAAACGCGCCAUAUUGAUUACGUCAACGUCAAUGAACCCAGGAAGAUUACCAAAAAAGAGAAGUGUGAUGACGGAAAUGCAAGUGUAAGCAGCGACACGAGCGUUGAAUCAGCGGUUAACUACUCAACGGUUGUAUUUACUAAAGCUAAUAAAUAGAGAAUGUAAUGUUUCUGAAAAACAUGUCACAGUUUCUUUCUGUCUGUAUCAUAAGUCUGUUAUCAAG